CGUGCUUCUCUCCGGUACAAUGGCGGCAGUCGGAGCGCCGUCCUCCGUGUUUUCUCGGGUUUCUGCCCACGGAGCAGCAGCGGGAGAGUUAAUAAAGCUGUAAGACAGAAACAGCAGCAGUUGGUGAACUCUGGAAAGAAGAGAAACGGUUUGAGGCUCAGCUGGAACUGCUCAGUAACUGUUAAAGGAAAGUUUGGAGAGAGAAAAGCUAGCAGAGAUGUGGAGACAGCAGGUCAAACAGCGACUGGAUGCAGCAGAGGAGCAGAGACACGAAAUACUGGAUGCUGCUUUCAGCCCCGAACAUCGGCUGCACACAUCAGAUGUUCAGCAGGUUCUGCUGGUUAAACAAGAACCGAGUCCUGAUCCGGACCAGAACCACCCAGAACCCGUCCACAUGAAGGAGGAAGAGGAGGAACCCUGGAGCAGCCAGCAGGGGGAGCCGCUCAGCGUGAAGGAGGAGGCUGAUGCCUCCAGGUCUCCAGUCAUUGCUGUUCUCAUAAAGAGUGAAGAUGAUGAAGAGGAACCUCUGAUCGCUCAUCUUCAUCAAACAGAAGAUGGAGAACUGCCAAGCAGCAGCUCAGCUCAGCAGAUGAAGGCAACAACUGAGGGAGAGGAAGAAGGAGAGGAUGAUGAUGUGGAGCAGCCUGACUCAGGGUCUGAAACUGAAGACAGUGAUGAUGAGUGGAAGGACAGCAGGAGUCCUGAGUCCGGUGUCAACAGAUCCCUGAGCUGCUCUGAAUGUGGCCAGCAGUUUAACAACAAGCGCUCUCUUCAGAGUCACAUGGCCGAUCAUUCAGCACCAACGUCUUCAAGCUCAGCCAAUGAGGUCCAGGCAGGUCUGAAGCUGUAUGGUUGUCCUGACUGCGAUAAAUGUUUCAACAGGAAGGAUUAUCUCAACAAACACAUGAAAUGCCACACAGGAGAGAAACCCUACGGGUGUGAUGUUUGUGAACAAAGAUUUAGAGUUAAGUCUAAAUUAAAUCGACACAUGAAAAUUCACACAGGAGAAAAACCAUUUAGUUGUGAGGUUUGUGAACAAAAAUUUAGAGUGAAAUCAAGUUUAAACAGACACAUCAGAAAGUCUGCUUUAAACCGUCACUUGGCAAUCCACACAGGAGAUAAACCUUUUGGUUGUGAUGUCUGUGGGAAAAGGUUCAGUGAAAAUUCUCAUUUAAACUGUCACAUGAGAAUCCACACAGGAGACAAACCGUUUAGUUGUGAUGUUUGUGAGCAAAGAUUUCGAUUCAAGUCAAAUCUAAACAGACAUGUGAAAAGUCACACAGGAGAAAGACCUUAUGGAUGUGACGUUUGUGGACGAAGAUUUUUUCAGAAGUCUGCUUUAAAUGGUCACAUGACAAUCCACCGACGAGAUAAACCAUUUGGUUGUGAUGUAUGUGGUCGAAGAUUUACUGCAAAACCCGCCUUAAAAAAUCACAUGAGGAUCCACACUGGAGGAGAAACUGUUUAGGGAACAAUCAACGCUUGUUCUGCCGUUCUCUCUGGGUCCUCCCACCGGCUAAAGGACAUGGCUGCCCAGCAGAAUUGGUCUGUCCAAACUGCCUUUGUGUCUGCACACUUUAUGUUCUUUGUGUAAACACCAAUGGGCCGACGUGUAAAAAGCCAGGAUUCAUUGGAAGUUCAGGCAGUAAAAAAAUCAAAUGUGGAUCCACAAAGGAAGAAUUCUAAAUAUGAAGACAAUGCAGGAAUGUUCACCCUUUAUUAAACCAACAGAAGUAUUUUGUGAUGCAGGUUAUUGAUUGAGUUCAACUAAAGUUGAUUGAGCGGCUGGGCUGUCUUUCCUUCCAUGAAGGCUCCAUUUUCAUAAAAUACUGAAUGAAAAAAGGAACGUCAUAUUUUAACAGUUUUUCUGUGAAACACUGACUGAAUAAACAGACAUUUUUAUUUCUCUCAUUAUUAAAUUUAGAGAUGUUCAUAAAAUAUUACAGAAGUUCUGAUCAAUCCAUCUGAUUCUUUAAGAGCAGCUUUGGGGCGUCGGCAAAGUUACAACCAAAUGUGACGUAAAAAAUGGUUUAAAACGUUUUUAAUGUGAUCAGGCUGUAAGUGGUGCUGAUGCUAAAGGCUCAGAGUCACUGAUAAAACCUUUAUGAAGUUUUAAAGCUCUAAAUAAAUCAAGUUUUAAUGACUGUCUCCACUUCAUACAAUUCCUCAGAAAUAUUCAUUUAUUGCAUUGACUCUCAAUACAAGUUAUUGAUUUACUUAAUCUGUAAGUAGGUAGAAAUAAUGAAUAUCUUGGAAAUAAAACACUCAAAGCAUCAGAGUUUUAUAGAAAAAUAUCCAGAUUUUGUGUGUGUGUUUUUAGAGGCUCGAUGUUGAAGAUGGUAGGAAAUAAAAUCAGACAUUUCUGAGUUUCUCUCUGCUCUCUGCUCCAACCCUCUGAGCUGUCAGCCACUCGCUGCUCAUCCACUUUCUGCUGUUUCUAAUUCUUCUGAUUAACGUAAUAGUUAGAGAUAAAUAUGAUUCUGGAGCCUGGUGUUUUAAAGUAAUGAAAUAAUAAACUACAGUCUGAUUUUUACUGUUAAUGAGUUUCUUCCUUUUGAGCAGUGAAAGGAAAUAAAAGGUUUACAUGUCUUUUACUUACUGGAGGAUUUACUGUUUGUACUGCAGAGCCACAGCUAAAUAGCUGACUGCUAGCUGACUGCUAGCUGACUGCUAGCUGACUGCUAGCUGACUGCUAGCUGACUGCUAGCUGACUGCUAGCUGACUGCUAGCUGACUGCUAGCUGACUGCUAGCUGACUGCUCUGAGAGCCGGUACCGGGGUACUGGUCCUGCCACACAUCGGACCGGACCAUUGUUCUAAUAAUAGGGGGGGAACUGAUGUAGCUCCUGUGAGAUCAGUCUAUCAGAGGUCAGAGCUGCGGCGCCCCCUGCUGUUACAGUCUAUCUGAGCCAUGAAAGGCUCAGGUAGCUGCUGUGCUUUCUUUGGUUCAAUACCAGCACAAUAUUUACUGCUAGUAAAUUUUACAUGCAACAGUCCAUACAGCAAAUAGGUUGCUUAAUUUUUUUUAUUAUUAGCUUUAGCUAACUGAAAGUCUCUCCCCACCAGCAACAGGAAAUGUGCAAAAUACACAUAAAGCAAUCCAGACUUCUCAAACAUGCUGCUGAAUAUAACUUCAAUAAAAAAUAUGUUUUCUCCACGUGUUAAAGCUGCCACCACGUUUUCUAUGAGACUGAUAAUCUGUAAAGAUCAAUCUCCACCUGCUGUUUUUAUUCUCCUUUUAUAAAAUUGUUUGAAUUUCUGUCAGUAAUAAUUAUAUUGUUUUUGUUGUGUAAUUGUAAAAGGAACAGAGAGACAGGAAAAGUCCCUAUAGACUCCCUGGACUGAUGCUAACUAGCUUGUCAUUGAACACCUUUUUCACUGGGACAGGGGUCAAAGGUUAACCAGGUCAGAGCUGCUGCUGACCGACUCAUCUGUAGUUUAGUGGUAAAAUGUACAAGUUAAAUAUAUUAAUAUGGACUUAAAUUAUUUCCUUCAUUUAUUACAUGUUAGAAUCACCCACCCAGAUCUACAUCACCCAGAUCUACAUCACCCAGUUCAUUUUUCUUUUUUUCCCCUCCAUGGUCUUUUGUGGCUCUAGUGUCUCUUAUAUGACAGCAGGCUGACAGGAAGGGGGGAAGACAUCCGGCAAAUGUCGGCAGGUCCGGGAAUCGAACCCGCGACGGCCGCGUCGAGGACUCAAGGCCUCCAAAUGUGGGUCGUGGUAUCCCCUACUCCACCACAGCACCCAGUUCUACACCACCUAGUUCUACAAACAUGGAGAAGCAGCAUUCAGCUUCUAUGCACCACAGAUCUGGAACAAACUUCCAGAAAACUGAAAACCAGCUGAAACCCUGAGUUCCUUUAUUGCAGACUGAAACCAGUUGCUAUGGAAACAUAAUCAGUGAAACAUUGAUCAUUAAUCUGAUGUGCAGAAUGUUGUUGACUGUUUCUGACUUUGUAUUUUUAUGAAGUAAAGCUCUUUGAAAUGCCUUGUUGCUGAAAGGUACAGAU
Messenger RNA from Gambusia affinis (western mosquitofish), 4010 nucleotides. Its product is annotated as zinc finger protein 771-like. The coding region runs from base 218 to 1468 and encodes 416 amino acids. NCBI's taxonomy places the organism in Eukaryota, Metazoa, Chordata, Actinopteri, Cyprinodontiformes, Poeciliidae. Gene Ontology annotation, cellular component: nucleus. Gene Ontology annotation, molecular function: RNA polymerase II cis-regulatory region sequence-specific DNA binding; DNA-binding transcription factor activity, RNA polymerase II-specific. The record is from RefSeq and is a predicted model, not a curated record. The transcript has 2 exons. Gene Ontology annotation, biological process: regulation of transcription by RNA polymerase II.